CAAAAAACUUAAAGAAAAAAAAACAUAGGUAGAGCGUAGAGACUAUCAAAACUUAAUGAAACUUAGAAGAAUAAUUAAAGAGAAUUAGAAGAAAAAAUACGGUUACGGAAAGAGUUGAGAGAGGAGUCGAAAUCAAAGAGAUAGUAAAAGUGGUUAAACAACCUGAAACAGGAUAGAAUAGGAUCAUUGAAAGUAUAAAGUAUAAAGUAAUGUCGCCUACAAGAUCUUGUCCUAGAUCCUGUUCUGCAGACUUGCGUCCCUUGCUACUUUUGCUACUUGUACCCCUUGUUACUUUCGGCAGCUACCAAGCUGGGUUUGUUGGAGGCAAAUCCAGCACCGACCAAAUUUUCACUCUACGGCAGAUCCUUCAGAAGUGACGAGAGCGCCAGUUCCCUACGCAUCACCUGUUCAUCGACUUCAAGGCGGCCUACGACAUCAUAGGCCGGAAGGAGCUAUGGAGCACCAUGCAGCGGUACCACUUCCCUGGGAAGUUGAUCCGGCUGUUAGAGGCCACCAUGAACGGGGUGCAGUGCAAGGUGAGAGUGUCGAACUUGACGUCGGAAUAGUUCGAAUCUCACAGGGGUCUGAGGCAUAGUGACGGACUCUCCUGUCUCCUCUUUAACAUCGCUCUCGAAGGUGUGAUUCGAAGCGCGAGGCUAGACAACGAUAUCCGUGGCACGAUCCUCUACCGAUCUCUCCAAUUUCUUAGCUUCGCGGAUGACAUCGACAUCGUGAUAAAUAAUCAAAUGUCAGAUGGCUUUAUAAUAAUCGAAUAGAAAUAACACUUCACCACCGUCCCACUAUAACAUGUUUAGAUUUAUUCCCCAAUAGAGGAUCACUUGUUUCACACUCUUUGUCACUGUUAGUUACACUUGACCGUUAACAAACCAUUAAUCAUUUACGGUUCAAUUAAUAAACAAAUUUGUUAAUGUGUCUCCUUCACUAAUGCUCAUAUCAACUAUCAGUCAUGUAACACACACGCAUUGCAAAUAGUGCCCGAGAGUGAUAAGACAAUGCUUACAACCGUUAGCCGUAGAAUAGAACUGAUGCACCCACCGCUGCACGCCUUCUCGAUCGCGAACACGUGUGAAUCUCGCACACCAUACUCUUAUCAAUCGCCGCUGUUAAAGCGCGCAUUCUGGCACCAUCAACAUCUCCUCUACUCUGCUGCACAUUGUGCGCGAAAAUUCAACAGCUGACGGCACGGUGAAAACAAACAGCGAAGCUUCAGCCACGAUCACAAAUAUAGCACGACGAAACAUUCCGACGUGGGCGUAGUGUAGAUGUAGAUCCUGUGAAAAAGCGGCACGACAACAUCCACACCAUCUAACCGCGGUGUGCAUUGUCGCCGUUACCUUCUCGUGGGGUUAACAUUAUGAUGACGACGACGUCGACGAUGAUGAUGGUUCGGGACACGUGAGAGCGAUUUGCCGCCGAGGUGUUGGGUUGGUCGAGAACUCAACCAACCCGUCCGGUCCGUGAUGGCGUUGUUGCGGCAGUCGUGCCGUGGAUCGUCCAUCGGAUCAGUGUGCCCAAUCUGCGGUUGGUUGUGCGUGCCGUUGAUACUUCCUUGCUGCCGUGUGCUGCCACUAGAUCAACGCGUGAAGAAUGAAUCCGGUGCUGUGUGACUUCAUUGCCGGUUCCUUCGGUGGUGCCUGCGGUCUGCUGGUGGGUCAUCCGAUGGACACAAUUAAGGCAUGGCAGCAGAACUCAAACUACGGCAUGGGCAGCGCAAUGUACAACAUCAUCAUACGCAACAACGGUCUGCGAGGCUUCUACCGUGGAAUGUACUUCCCGCUCCUUUCCAACGGUGCUCUCAACUCGGUCGUCUUUGCCGUCUACGGUUCCCAUUUGCGCUAUCUGCAGAAGCACACUCGUUCGGAUAGGCUGCGGAAGGCGUAUUGGAGGAAGCAUGUGUUUUUCGCCGGUUCUAUGGCCGGUCUAGCGCAAGUGUUUCUGGCCUGCCCGAUCGAAGUGGUGAAGGUGCGACUUCAGACACUAUCCUUCAUUGGACAUCCCUGGGCCUGCCUGAAGGACAUCUUCCGGCGCGAGGGCUUCUCGGGGAUCUACCGCGGCAUUACGCCGAUGAUGUUCCGGGACGUGCUGCCGUACGGUGUGUACAUGUAUGUGUACGAGUACAUGCUAGAGAUUGAGGAACGAUUGCACCGGCUCAGCAAGGAGCGGCUUACUGGUGUCCCGGUCGGUGGCGCACUGCAGGCAUCGUUGAUCGCAACGGCCGGGGCCGUCGCCGGCGUUGCCUCGUGGAUGUUUAUCGUACCGUUCGACGUCGUUAAGACGGUAAUGCAGGCAGAGACGGACCCGACCGUACACAAGAGCAUGAUGCACUGUUUCCGAUCGAUGAUAAAGAAACAUGGGUGGCGUUCGCUGUUCCGUGGCAGUUUGGUUAUCAUCGCCCGUGCUGCACCGGUCAAUUCGGCCACCUUUCUCGGUUACGAGUACUGUUUGGAAAAGUGUCAACACCUUUUGGAUGAAAAGUGAAUUGCUGCUACUUUUAAUGAAUGCGUGUGGAUUCGUAAGACGGAGUCGGAUGUCCCACAUCCGGUAUAAAACCUGCUCGGUAAAUGGUAAAUGAUUGGAACAAUCUCGUGCAGGAUGUGUACAGCUUGUAGAAACUUAUAAUUUUUAGAUUAUGUACAAUAUGUUACGUUUAAAAUCAAAGCAAGUAUGUUAAGCAUUCGUUAUAAAAAAUAUAUAUUAAGAUUAAAGAAAAAAAGUAAUCGAUAUGUUUCUUUCUCCGAUAAUCUAAAAGACUUUCGCCAGGGCGUAAGCGACGGGACGGAGCAUAAAGCGGAAUAGAGGUCGUUGGAUAGGAUACUAGAAAUAAAGCAUUUUUGGAUGGGCUAAUGCCGGACUUCAAUAGGCUUAAGCCCAAGAAGAUGACAGCGGAUAGGAUAGGGAGGGAAAGCCUGUUGGGAACGAAAUGUUUCCUGAGGACUAAUUGUCUGGUAAUUGUUUCCUGACUUGAAAUAAGUGUGUAAAGAAAUAGGGUUCAUGCAAUAGAAAUUUCAUUCAAUUCAUUUAAUUCAUUUAUUACUUCCACACUAUGCCUUUAAGGCUAAUAAUUAAUAAUAAUUAAUUACAUUAAUUCAAGAACUUAGAGAAGAAAAAAACAACAAUUAUAUAAAAGAAUGAAUUGAGACUAAACAAAUCGUCAACUUUUAUGCACAAAAAGAAAAUAUAAGGAAAUAAAUAGAAAGAUCAGCAAGAUGGAUGAAACGUAAGAGCAUGAGAGCGAGAAGAACUUAAGAAGGAGUUGAAUUCGAAGAGAUCAUGAUAGUAGUUAAACCAUCUGAAACAGGACAGAAACGGAUCAUUAUGACAAUGUAUGUCGUGUUUCUACGUAUAGAGGAGGACGGCAACGGAGACCACGAGAAGCUACAUAUAGACAAAUAGGGGCAAGAGGCAAUCAGAUGUCGUCGAUAGGACAGGGAGGCACUUGUGUAGAACGAAAAAUACAUCGAAAUGAAACCCUGGCGAGAUGUCUUGGAACAUUUACUGAUCUAGUGGAUCCCUCAAUACUAUAAGAACUAAACGAACUAAACUGCAGUAGAGCGUUCUUAAGCAGCAAAGAUCUCUAAAAUCAAAUAAAACCCUGAAUUGGAAUCCCAGGGUUUUAUUUCUUGAUUUAUCUUUAUUUUAAUUUUAUGUUAUUUAAAUUCUACGGUCCAUGACACAAUCGUCAAUUCGCACAACCUAACAACAUGCCCGCAGUAGGUUCACGCCUCGUAUACACCGUCCCUCGUAGCAAGGACUUACUCCGGCUGCGUGGUACUUAAGAAGUCUCGAAAGCCUCUAUAGGUCGUCAUGACAGCGUAGGUCAAACGCCAUAGAGCAGAAUAAUGGUUUGUUAAAUCUCAGGUGUUUGCUCUUGUUCGCUAUUUUUCAUUCUACGCUAUUCUAUUGCGUUAAUCUUAUGUUAGCGUACGUAUACUUACAUCGUGUGGGGUUAAAGUAGAUGGUGUGGUUCCAGAAUAAUUAUUAGCGAUUACUUACAUGAUCUAAGAUUCCUCUUCGAGGUGCUCUGUUUAUUAUUUCACUUGGAAUAAUUUAUCGCAGAAUUUCACCGUAUUCGCAGUAUUGCAAACAUAAUCUGUUCCAAACCUUGUUUCAGACCACUUGUCCGCCCUUACCUGUGCCGAAAUGGGUUAGAAAAAAUGCUAAACUGCGUAUGAUUCGCCGCCGCCUACUUAUGCAGUCAAUGGGGUUCUAUGAAUACAACAAAUCUUACAUCAACAUUUCCAUAUUCAUAGCAAGCGUAGUAUUAGGUCCGAAGGGCUUUACUUCGAAGGAUUGUGCUUAUAAUCUUGCGUGUACAUAACAUAGUCGCCAUAGGGAAAGGUGUUUUUUUUGUCAUCAUGCCAUCUCACCCUCUUUUGCAAUCACACCAGAGUGAUAGCUAAAGCAACUGAAGUUUGUAAUGGGCUACUGGUGGAGAGGAACUUCCACAACCACUAAAUUUUCCACAACGGAAAGUGCCCUACCGCGAAGAAGAAAAAAAUAAAGAAAAAAAAACAACAUCCGAUUAAAAGUGGCCUUAUGGUGGAGGAAACCCAAAUACAACAUACAAACAAAGUUAUUUUAGCCGUGUUCUGCGCGAAAAUCGUCGAAGAUACAACAAACAGUCAAGCAAAAUAGCGCCCGAAAUCGAACACAAGUAGGAAUCUUCCGCCACCUUGGACAUUGUGGUUUUCGUUUUUGAACGUCACAUUUUGUUUUAUUGAUGCAUCUAUCCAUCUGUUUGUUUUGUUUUCCAUUGCUUCCUUUAGUUGAAUACAAUAUUGUAGAGUAAUUAUUAGCAGCUGCUGCUGAUAACAGACAACUUUUGCUUGCCACUUCUCUCUCUCUCUCUCUCUCUCUCUAUCGUUAUGUUGCUCCACCUUUCUCUCUCUUUCUCUUUCUGCUUUUCUAUCUGCCCCUUUUUACCUUCUGCUUCUUCUGCUUUUUUGUCAAUCUUACACACGACAUGUGUUCUUCUUUCAUUUGCUUCUUUUUUUCAUUUUACACCUACUAACACUUUUGUUUUUCAAGCUUUUUUCCAUUGCGAUUCUCUACACGUGUGUACGGGGACACUUUAGUUUAACAGCACAUGGCGUCUCGUUCGUUCUACACACGCCAUUAUAUCGCUGACACAUUUGCGUGUUUUUGUUUUGUUUUGUCUACUAUUCUCGGUACUUAUAGCUUCCUUUUAUCUUUCACAUUUCUUUGUUGUUGUUUAUUUCUUCUGGUUUUUUUUUUGUUUAGGGGGAGUACUGUUUAUGCUCUUUAAAUGUGAUUCCUAUGGGAGGGUGUGAUUUUUGCUUGGAAUUUGCUUUGCUCUCGCGGGGUGAGCGGUGAGUGUUCUUUAGUAUCACGUUUUAGUUGUUUAUCAUUUGCCGCUAAUCAUAAUAUGUUUAACGCUGUUAGCAGGGCUGUGGUGUAUGUGUGUGAGUGUGAGCGUGUGUGUGUUUGUGUGUCUAUAAUGAUUUGUUAUAAUUCGUUCAUACCGAACUCUGCUGAUCUGACCACCUGGCUUUAAUGUACUAACUUUUACGGAUUACACGUAACGAAAUUCAAUCAUGUAUGGGUUGGUUCAUGUGUUCCAAAGAAGUAUUCGCUCAUGGAUUCGAUUACGACCUAUUCAUAACCACGUGCGUAAUGCAUAGGCAUAUCUACGAUUUAUCGAAGGAAAAAAAAUAUAAUCCCUUU
Anopheles coluzzii is the source of this 5706-nucleotide messenger RNA. Its product is annotated as solute carrier family 25 member 45. Gene Ontology annotation, cellular component: mitochondrion. Gene Ontology annotation, biological process: mitochondrial L-ornithine transmembrane transport. The coding region runs from base 1609 to 2499 and encodes 296 amino acids. Lineage: Eukaryota; Metazoa; Arthropoda; Insecta; Diptera; Culicidae. Gene Ontology annotation, molecular function: high-affinity L-arginine transmembrane transporter activity. The record is from RefSeq and is a predicted model, not a curated record. The transcript has 6 exons.